AUGAGAAGAGGAGAGAGCCCCAGCACUGUCAUAUGCUCAUUAUGUGGAGAGGCCUUCACUUUGCCUGAGGAUGAAGUUGACGGCAACUUCCCACGUGUGCUUUUAUGUGGCCAUGUCUACUGCACAUUUUGUCUGCUGUCCAUUCAGUGUGACAGUGUCAUUAGAUGUCCAGAGUGUGAGGUUGAGUCAACUCUUCCUGAAGGUGGCGUGUAUAAUCUGCAGAAAGACAGCAGAAUUAUUGACCUCAUCUACACUGCUAAAAUGAACAAGAUGAAAAGAUCAAAGAAUCGCAGAAGGAACAAAUUAGCAUCAUCCACAGUCAUUAAUGCCAGUACCAAGGACAUGCAGCAGCCAGCUGAUGUUGAGAAGAUUGAGAAGGCGGUGGAUGAGGCAUUGGCCUAUGCUGCAGAAAAUCUUGCCCAGCUGGAUCACAUCCAUGAGACUCUGACAAAUGGUCUGAAAGAGCAGGUGAAGAGAGAUGAAGCUCGGCUGGAGAUGGAGAUCAAGCAAGCUGCAGACAAGGCUUUACAUGCUAUCCAAAAGUGGAGGGAUGUGCAGUUGAAUCAGUUGACAAAACUGGAGGCACAGUUCUCCACCAGCCAAGCGGAAGUGUGUCGUGUCCAGGAGAGGAUGAGGGCCCUGGAGGUUGCCAUGCAGAUGGCCAGUGAGGUACGCCGCUUUCCCUUCCUGGAGCAGUACUGCGCCCUGGAUGAGGUUCUGGAGACGUUGCAGGCUCCUGUGGAUAAAAAGUCCUUCGAUGUGAAAUGCAUUACUAUGGGCUCUGGAAUGAGGUUUGUCACCUGGUGCAAUGUUUCAGAAGUUCUCAACCAGAGUCUGGCAUUGUCUCUGAAGAUGGAAGUCAGCAACCCAAAGCACUUGUCGGAGUCUCCACCCAAAUGCUACCAGCAGGGCAUCUCCAACAGAAAGUCAGCCUGGCAACACGCAGAAGGCAGGAACAGUGUCUGUAUCCCACCCAGUCACAACAAACCCCCCACCCCAAAAAAACAGGGCAGGGCUAACAGCCCUUCGUCGCAAGGCUCCUCUCCAAGGCCAAAACCUCGUCGCAUGUCCAGUCUUUCUUGCCAGAACUCAGGCUCAGACACUGGAACUCCAGAUGUAAUUAUUGAGGAAAUUUUAGACAAAGGACAUCAGGAUGCUAUACCAGCCACUGGCCCUGAGCUGGCUUAUGGCAAAUGGAGAAGCCACAGGAGAACAAAAGAUCAGUUUUUUGGCAGAAAGAGAACGGACACCCCGUGGGUGGUUGUGACCCACAUUGUGAAUCCAAGUCACUUCUACAUACACUAUCUGGCGGAGAAGAGGGAACGUGAGAUCCUGUCUAAGAAGAUCAACCGCUUCUGCUCCAGAGAUAGUUGCCACUUCACUGCUAGUGAUACAGUGGAGACUGGCUCCAUGAUCUUUGUGAAGUGGGAGGAGGGACUCUGGUGCCGGGCCAGUGUGGUCGAAGUCUCGCAGUGUGGCUGUGUGGAGGCUGUGAAAGCCUGCAAAGUCGCACAACUGGCCAGUAUCCGAGUCUUCUUCCUUGACAAUGGCCUCACCAAAAGUAUCACCGUACAGAGUGAGGAGGGUACCACUGAGACUUCACUGAAGGUUGUCAACAACCACCUGAGGAAGAUGAGUGAAGCAGUAAAUGUGGAGCUGGUUCACUUUGCUCCUCAGGCCAUCAGAUGUUCCCUCAAAGACCUGGUCCCAUAUGACCUGACUAAAGGCUGGAGUGAAGAGGCACAGGCUGAGUUCUCCAGCGUGGUCGGUUCCGCAGCGGUGAAGAUGAGACCUUUGGGUCAGGACAGAGACUCUUUGUUGGUGGACCUGAAGAAAGCGCCCAUGGACCAAUCCAGCGAUGUGUCCAUAUCUGUCAGAGAGUACCUUGUUUUCAUUGAAGUGGCCAGGUUUUAUUCUCCAGUGACUUUGGACAUGAGGCCCCUGCUGUACUACCCUCCUGUCUUUCCCAAGAUCAACACAGUGCUCAAUGCUGUGGUGUCCCACAUCAACAACCCUGCCGAUUUCUACAUCCAGCUGGUGGACAACAUGGAGUUCUUGUUACUCUCAGCUAAGCUCCAGGAUCAUUACAGUGAGACAACAGUGGCUGGACAAGAUGACCUCAACAUCUACUGCCCUGUGAUAGGACAGGCCUGUGUUGCCCGCUAUGACAAUAAGCUGUGGUACAGAGCUGAGAUCAUAGGUGAGAGUCACCCAGGGGGUAGAAAAGUGGAGGUGCGGUAUGUGGACUUUGGCAAUAAGAAAAUCUUGUCAGUCAGUGACUUGAGGAAGAUCAAGGAUGAGUUCUUUGCUCUUCCUACAAUGGCAGUCCACUGCUGUUUGUCAGAUGUGAUUCCUCUGGAUGGAGGGACCUGGAGUGAGGCCUGCACCAAGAGAUUGAUCAGCCUGGUGCAUCAGAAACUGGUCACGAUUGUAGCUACAGAAAAAGUCCCUAAGACUGAGCCUCAGCCAGUCAAACUAUUUGAAAACAGCCUGAACGGAUCAACAGCCAACAUUGCUGAGCUGCUGGUCAAAGAGGAGCUGGCCAGCUUCAAAGAGGGGCCCCCUGGUGAUGACUCCACCAUAUGGGACCCUCCACUUGAGCUCGGUUCGGCAAUGGAGGACGUCGAUAAUUCGGAUCAAAAGAUCCCCGGUGAGCAGGACGAGGAGCUGCUGGAGUUUCAACCUCAGCUGAGGCUCCCUGUCCAACUCAAAGACCUAAAAGUGAGAGUCAGCCACGUCAGCUCACCGAGCAGCUUCUACGUCCAGCUCACCCAGUACGAACCAAUGCUCAAAAGGAUAUGCGAGCUGGUAAAGCAGGAGUGUGGGCUUACGGAGCCCCAGGAUGUGGUGUGGAAGGCAGACAUGUACUGUGCUGCUCACAUUAACGGGGUUUGGGAGAGAGGACUGAUCUGCUCUGAUGUCACAUCCAGCAGCAUUGCAGAGGUGAUGCGCUGUGAUCAUGGCAACACGGUGAAGCUCCACACCAGCCACCUGCGACCUCUUCCAUCCUCUUUGAUGGGCUGUUUUGCACUGGAGUGCACUCUCACUGACAUUAGGCCAGCAGGAGGCCGAUCCACCUGGACAGCAACAGCCUGCGACUUCAUCUCCUUCUACCUGACGGGAGCCUCAGCUGUUAUGACCAUCAAGGAGUUGACAGAUGAGCGUCCAGUACCUGUCACUCUGUUCUGCUCCAACAAGAUGGGACAGUUGAUCAGCAUUGCAGACUUUCUAACCAGCGAGGGCCUCGCCCUGAGGGAAAGAAAACCAAGGUCUGUGUGUCCAAAACCAGCACCCCGCACCAUUAUGUCUGCUGAGAAGGUGAAGACUCCGUUGUACCAUCCACCGGAGCUGCCAUGCCUCGGUCACAUCCAGAUAAAUGUAUCUGCCAUCGGAGACGACGGUCUCAUUUACACCAGAACACAGAACGCAGAGUCUCAGCUGGGGCAGCUAAGGGAGAGGAUUCAGCAGAGCAUGAAGACACUGCCCAGACAGAAGCCCUACACCUGGAAAUCGGUCCUGGGCUGUGCUGUUAUUGGACCUGACAUGUUGUGGUACCGGGGACAGCUGCUGGAGGUGCUGGGAGGACAUGUUAAGGUACAAUAUGUGGACUACGGCCUGGUGGAGAACAUCCCAGUGGUCCAUGUGUACCCCAUGCUGCUGUGUGACGAUGUUCCUGCACUCUGUUUUCCCUGCCAGCUUCACGGCAUCAACCCUGUCGGCGGUAGGUGGCAGCAGGAUGCCAUAGCCUUGCUGAAGGAGAUGUUGGUGAACCGCUGUGUGGACAUGCAAAUCAUGGAGCUUUCAGCUGACCCGAGGGAACCCCUCACAGUUGAGCUCUUUCUGGGCGGGAUGAGCCUCAGCAGGAUCCUGUGUCACCACGAACACGCCACCAUGGAUCAGACUGUCUCAGCACAGAAGGGACACUCAGUGACGUCUCAUGGCCCCUUCCUGGAUGACUGGGACAUCAACACUGAGGGUCUGAGGGGCCCGGAGGAGCCAAUGCUGGGGCCCUUUAUCUACCCAGAUGUUCCACAGGAGGGAAAGCAAUUUCAAGUCAGGGUCAAGCACCUGCGGACCCCCAAUGAGCUGUUCUUGUGGCCUUUGGAGGGAACAGCAGAAGUGGAGGUGGACGGAGAGAGGCUGGGCGAUGUUCUGACCAGAAUCAACGCAAACAUCAACAGUCUGCCGCGACUCACCAGCUUCCCUCCAGGUGGUGCGUGUCUGGCAGAAUACAGUGAUGGGAAGUACUACCGGGCCAAGCUGUUGGAGAUCGCCAGCAUGGAUCCCGUCACGACCCUGGUCCAACAUGUCGACUUUGGCUCUGACGACAUUCUGCCCGUCAGCAAGCUGCGCCAGAUGCCGGCUGAGCUGCUCAGGUUUCCGUUGCAGGCACUUAAGGUCAAAGUCGCUGGCUUCAAGGCCCCAGGUGUCAACAGUCAGGAAGAUGUGCUGCCCUACAGCCCUGGGUGGAGUGUGAAGGCUGCAAUGGACAUGAUCGACCUGUUACACAGCAGCAUCACAGCCUUGGUUGUGGCCUGGGAACCAGAGCUCACAGUGCAGCUGUACAACAAGGAUGGAGAGCUGGUGCAUCUGCCUCUGGUGAGAAGCGGACUGGCUGAGCUCGAGUGA
Molecule: messenger RNA, 4629 nt
Organism: Toxotes jaculatrix (banded archerfish)
Lineage: Eukaryota; Metazoa; Chordata; Actinopteri; Toxotidae
Gene: rnf17
Product: ring finger protein 17
Exons: 37
Coding region: 1-4629 (1542 amino acids)
Source: RefSeq, a predicted model, not a curated record